Chilo suppressalis (striped riceborer) is the source of this 1757-nucleotide messenger RNA. The record is from the annotation of a GenBank genome assembly. NCBI's taxonomy places the organism in Eukaryota, Metazoa, Arthropoda, Insecta, Lepidoptera, Crambidae.
UCGGUAUCAUUAAUAUCUACAGUCGGGAUAAACUGGCUUGUAACAAUGUAUCUUCUUUUUAUAGCAACUUCAACUAACUUCAAAUCAUGAAUGAUCUCUUUGUGUCAACUUACUUCUAUAAAAUUUACUUUUAGCUGUCAACAUAAAUUGCUAACAACGGGAUUUUAUUUUGGCAUAAAAAGUUCUUAAAGUCCCGACGGUAAAUGUUUUAAAAUUUUACUAAACAUUUUGCUCCAUUAUGUAAAGUUCGGCUAUUUAUAUCAGUUACAUCAAAAAACUUGAAAAUUUACUUCUAUUUUUUGUUUACGUAAGUUACUUGUUGUUGAAUGGAUUUUUUGGACUUCCUUAGUAAGGCAAGUCAUAUUUUUAUUGAGAGGAACAGAUACCAUUUUACAUUUAUGCCAUGUUUAUAAACGACUCUAUAGAUGUAGAAACAAAAGAAAAAAAGUCUCAUCGCAUACGGUCGUGGUACUUAUACGAACAAUACAAAUCUCUGGAGAGAAAUCAGUUAGACGCGGCCCAAAAGUUAAAGGAGAGAUCUUAUCAAGAUAAUAUCUUGCGUCAAGAAUUACGAGAGAGAAGAAGUAGGAGGAAGCUGUAUGACGGGUUUGACCUCUCUUGUGAGCGCGAAUGUCAUGUGCAAGGCAGCACGAGUGACGACGUCAAAGCAACGCUAAGCAGAAGUUCCGAAGAUUUCUUUGAAAGUUUUUGCGAGUUGCAAGAAGACAAAUCCAACAAGGACUCCGAACUUGACUCUUCUAUAGAAGAAACUUUUAGCCAAGAUGAUUCGCAGAUAGGUAAACGUUAUUUGGAUGCAUACAAAGACUUAGAAGAUAUAAAAGAUGAUCAGAGUUAUGAAGAAAGUAUCCAUAGCGUAGUAGAAAAUUACAAAUCCGACGAAGAUUUCUUGGCUGCAGACUUGCAAGAAAAGCUCAUGGUGGUCCAAAAGAAUAUUACGGCACAAUUGGAUCAACAGAAAGCCAAUAAUUUUGAGAAGUACGCUAAAACAUGUGAUGAUUAUAAAAUUUCAGAGGUUAAAAGUACAGAUUCUCUUGAAGAUCUUGAAUCACCAAAUAAGGCUAAAUGCCGACGUCACUCAGAAAGCAAUAUUAAUAUUCGGAAUUUCUGGUCUAAAUUAGUCUCAUUCGCCUACCAAGUUAUACAGCUCAAUCACGGUAACUGCUAUUAUGACUAUGGAUCGCAAUUUCUGACGGCUGUUUUGGCUUGCGAUGUUUUACGCCGAGGAGUCAAUUGCAUGUCCUUACGUUUCUCCAAUAAAGUAUGCUACUGAUGUAUCCGACAACGACGACUCCACAACUAGCUACAAGAGUAAAAAAAGAAAAAUAUUGCACAUAAAUAAAAAAAAUCAAAACAAGGCAAAACAGAUGCAACUACACAGCCCAUAUCGCAGAACAAAACAAACUCAUCACUCGGACGAGUAUUGGCGCAAAUUGUCAAAAUAUACGUUCGGCUACAAAACUAACAAGAGAUAUAGAGCGAGCGAACCGUGUCCCAGUAUUGAGAAAUUAUCAUCUUAUUACACACAGACGAGCGGUAAACCGUCCAGCAGCUUUUUAAGCCCCUCCUAUUCUAAGCAAAAUUCCAUUUCUGUUUGUCCAUGUUCCUGUCACGGGAAGAUUGCCAACCCAAUGUUGAAAAUCGGGCAAUACAUCGAUAGAUUACUUAAAGAUGUAGACGACUGUCAGCGAUUAUGAAAAUUGUUUAUGUUAUAUGUUUAAUAAAACCACAUCUAGAAA